AUGGGGAGACACUACGAUGACGCUAUCGAGCUGCUUAAUAGAAGACGUGCCAGUGCCCAGCCGAGCUUGAGCCAAAUGAGAGGCUCGGAUGAUAUGACAAAAUGGUUGGAACUACUCAGCUACUCUCAAACAGAUCUGGGGACUUUGAACAUGAUUCAUGUAGCCGGCACCAAUGGAAAAGGUAGCACCUGCGCAUAUAUCUCGUCUAUACUCCAGAGCUUUGGGUGCAAGGUCGGGCUCUAUACUUCACCGCAUCUUCUCAGCAUACGUGAGCGGAUUCGGAUCAACGGCAAACCGAUCGAGGAAGACGCUUUCACGAAGGCUUUUUACGAGAUAUGGGAUGUACUGCCACUUGAGCCUACAGUCGACAUGGAUAUCCCCCGGUACCUCCAGCUUUUAACCCUUCUUUCCUUCCAUGUCUUUCUCAAAGAGGGGGUGGACGUCGCGGUCUACGAACCACACAUGGGCGGCGAGUACGAUGCGACGAAUGUCGUAGCAUCGCCCGUGGUGACAGCCGUGACUCGAAUAGCAGAAGACCAUGUCAGAUUCCUCGGGCCUACCAUUGAAGAUAUCGCUUGGCACAAGGCGGGCAUCUUUAAGCCUGGUUGUCCCGCAAUUUCAUCACCUCAAGAGCAAAUUGUCGCUGAGGCUCUUAUGAACCGUGCGAAUGAGAAAAAGGUCACACUAUCGUUCGUGGAGCCUGACCCAUCCUUGCCGGUGAUUAAAUUUCAAAAUGAAAACUGCUCACUUGCAACACGAGUGGCCACGGAGUGGAUCUCAAUCAUGAUGCCCGACAGCUUGACCAACCUGGCGGGAUGUAUCGACCGUGGAAUCAAGGCAUUCGAAUGGCCUGGGCGUUACCAGCAGAUAAAGGAAGGCAGGCACAGUUGGUUCCUUGACGGUGCUCAUAAUGACUCUGGGUUGUCCACUGCGGUGUCAUGGUUUGCAGAAAUGAGCAAGUUACAAAGGAUCGACAUCGAACACGCGAGGGUGAUCAUUUUCAGUCAUUUCUCGGAUCGUUGCGGCGACAAACUUUUACAUGCGAUCAAGGAAUGCCUCGAUAGAGAAAGCGUCGAAAUAGGGCACCUGAUAUUGACUACGUACAAUGAGAGGCGGAAUGGGCUGACAAGAAUCGGUAUUUAUGACCAAGCCCUCACGAAACCGGGGAUGACGGGCUGA
Messenger RNA from Aspergillus nomiae NRRL 13137, 1179 nucleotides. Its product is annotated as bifunctional folylpolyglutamate synthase/dihydrofolate synthase. The transcript has 4 exons. Gene Ontology annotation, molecular function: tetrahydrofolylpolyglutamate synthase activity; ATP binding. Lineage: Eukaryota; Fungi; Ascomycota; Eurotiomycetes; Eurotiales; Aspergillaceae. Gene Ontology annotation, cellular component: cytoplasm; cytosol; mitochondrion. The coding region runs from base 1 to 1179 and encodes 392 amino acids. The record is from RefSeq and is a predicted model, not a curated record. Gene Ontology annotation, biological process: tetrahydrofolylpolyglutamate biosynthetic process.